Molecule: messenger RNA, 294 nt
Organism: Diversispora eburnea
Lineage: Eukaryota; Fungi; Glomeromycota; Glomeromycetes; Diversisporales; Diversisporaceae
Source: the annotation of a GenBank genome assembly
AUGGCAGCAAUCAUGGCAACUAAAGUUCAAAAAAUUAUGAACUUGAUAUUCAAAUAUCUUCAGAAUGUAAGUAAUAAUAUCUUGUUACCACACAUUACUAUUGAAUUAUUUGAAUUUAAUCAAUUUUAUGAUUUAUUAGAAAACGAGAGUACAAAUCUGGGAUUUGAUGAAUUUAUGAAUCUUGUGCUUGAUAACGCGGAAGAAUUAAAUACAAAGAAAAAGACACGGAAGACAUUGGGUCGAAUUUUGCUAAAAGGUGAUAAUAUUACUUUAAUUCAAAGUAUUAGUGGAUAA